AUGCAACAGACCAAAGGUUCCUGGCAAGAUUUCCCAGAUGAAUCAAAUGAAGAAACGCUUUCUCUUUGUGAUAUUGUGAUGAACAAUGACAAUUCAAAUGAGUUAUGGAACGACGAUGAUUUCUUAAAGCAAGAGGAAACCGGCGAUUUGUUUGAGUUCUUCAGUGAAGAUUUUCCUGCUUCAGCCUCAAAUUUCCCGGAAAACAACCACGAAAACGACAGAAUCAUUUUUUGUGGUAAAUUCAUUUCUUACAAAGAAAAUGAAAAUCAACCCAACGUUGGAAGCAAAUCGAAGAGACGAAAAUACAAAAUGGAGCAAGAAAACGAUGAGAAAAUGAAUGAUUUCAGCUGUAGAAAUGCCAGAAAGUGCUGUUUCUUUCCCUGGAAAAUUUCAUCGCCGCCUUCAUUAUUCAACAAGUCAAGAACAUUUCCUUCAUCAAAAUCAUCGAAAGAAUCACAAACGCAGUGUUUCAACAAGUCAUUUUCAAAGCCGGCUUCCGUUUCCAAAAUCGAUUUUCCGGUCAGGAAAGUAUCGACUUUGGCAACUCCGGUUAAAUCAAGGUGGUAUUUGUUUGCAUUUGGAGUUGGAAGGUUCCCAAUGGAGAUUGAGCUCAAGGACAUGAAGAUGAGACAGAGCAGGAAAUAUAGGGCAAUGAAGUUUCCAGCACCGGACGGCAGCGGCCCAUCCGGAAAUGUCAAAGGUGAAAACGGGAGAAGACCAGGCAAGACCUGGAGGUUGCUUAAUGUUCUAGGGUGUAAACGACCAUGUUAUGAUCAUUAA
Messenger RNA from Hibiscus syriacus, 780 nucleotides. RefSeq lists its product as uncharacterized. The transcript has a single exon. Lineage: Eukaryota; Viridiplantae; Streptophyta; Magnoliopsida; Malvales; Malvaceae. The coding region runs from base 1 to 780 and encodes 259 amino acids. The record is from RefSeq and is a predicted model, not a curated record.